Messenger RNA from Podarcis lilfordi (Lilford's wall lizard), 20561 nucleotides. The record is from the annotation of a GenBank genome assembly. NCBI's taxonomy places the organism in Eukaryota, Metazoa, Chordata, Lepidosauria, Squamata, Lacertidae.
CAUUUGCUGCUCUGCCUCAAGGCAGCAAAAUGUCUUUGACCAGUCCUGCUAGCCAUCAUGGAAACAUGCCUUUAGGCAGUAGAUGGCAGUAGGAAACUAUGUAAUCUUUUUGUUUACUCAAUGUUACUCAAUGGAGCACUGGGAACAGGCAGUUGAAGGCGGAAGUACGGACCUAGGAAGGUUUUUCCAACGGCAUUGUCCGUGGGUCAAAGCUGAACUCUUGUUGAUUCAUAGGCCCAUCUUGCAGACAUGUGGCAGCAGCUCCUGCAGAAUGUCAGGUGAGUGUAAAGAGGAGGCAGCAGGCGCUGCUCUUGGGGGAGCUUAUGGGGUGGGAUAAGCUGGACUUGGUAUUUAGCUAGAAGCUAAAUGGCGAGGGACUGGUCUGAAUGCUGGCUGUAGAGUCGUGAAGCCAGGGCAGCCAACCCAGUUCACUGUGCUCUGAAAUUAAGAAGCAAAGGGCAGUUCAAACUCCUUAUUUUUAUUGUGCAGCAAUGAAACUAGAAUAGCUACCAGCCCAGUUAGGUAAUCACAGUCAUGUUUCAGGUAGAUUGGAAUACCUACUUCCUACAUAAACAUACAUAAAAAAGAGGUACAGACAUGGGCAUAGCCAAGAUUUAUGUUAGGGGGCAGGCAUGACACCUGCCUGUCAUCAUUUUCUGUCUGGCUCUGUCAAACAGAUUCUGAAUGAAAUAUCUCAGCAACAGUUGUUUAAAAUUACUUUUUUUUUACCCCAAGUGCUCAGAAAAGUCUGUCAAAAUCUUUCUACAGUUUCUACUUUUAGUUAAGUAUUUUUAUUUAUUCGCUUGAUGUCGGGGGGCAGUUGCCCCCCUGGCUACACCCAUGGGUGGGAACACCCCCCAAUUUAUUCUUUUUAUCCACAAGCGGGUGUUCAUCAGGUUGGUAAACACCAUAUAGCUCUUAAUUUCAAUGCAUAGUUAAGUAGAACUGCUACUUUGUUUUUAAAGCUCCCUUCAAAUAUGUACCAAAGCACAGACUGAAAGGAGCCUAGGACUGUUUGCAGAGGAAGUGCUGGAAAGAUGGACCCCUCCACAAAGCCAUCAAGUUCUGAUCCUGCUUGAGGCAGAUUAGCACCACUAAAGCUGCUUCGUGCUGAAUCAACGCCAUAUUUUACCAGGAUAAGGCCUCUGAGUAGCUAAAUCCUUGUGAGAUUUAAAUAAACAAGGAUCUGACUACUCUGCUUCUAAGGAGCUCGAAAACUUGGAAGAGGGGGGAGUUCCUGGUUUGCAGAAAUCCAGGUGUCCCUUAGUAGCAAAACUGCUCACUAUGUCAUAUGUACCCAAACUGGUGGUUUCAUGGAAAGCUACUUUUUCCUGCCACAAACUCACUACGUGGCCUUCAGUAAAUCAUUGCCUCUCAGUGGAAAACCUCAAUUGCCAAAUGAGGGUAAUAUAGGACAUAAGGAUUGCAAGAAGACUGUGCAAAGCAUUUUGAAUGUUCAGAAAAGCACUGCUUAACUGCUUCUGCUGGUUGCUCUAUUGUGCUCAGCCAGGAAUUGAAAUGCUUUGUGCAUUAAUAAGCUUGAUUUUUGUCACUGCUGUGCAUGGGGCAAAGGGCAGCCCUUCAGAGAGGCUUUGGCAAAAGAGCCAAAGUACAACCCACAAUCACAUGCCAGGUGCCCAGUUUACAUAAGAGAAUGGAACAAAGUUUAGAAAUAAGGAUGGGUUAGCAGGCAGUAUUGGAGAAGGGCAACUAAAAUGAUCAAAGUGAGCUACCUCCUCAAUGAGGAAAGGUUGCAACAUCUGGAGCUUUUAAUUUGGAAUAAAUAUGAUUAAGGGUGGAGGGGAGGGCAGAGGCACAUAAAACUCUGCAUGGUGUAGAACAGGCACGUCCCACAGGUAGAUUGCGACCUACUGGUAGAUCACUGGGCGUCUGUGGUAGAUCACUGGUAGAUCACUGGCUCCCCCCAAAGAAGCUCAACAUUUUUGCCCUGAACCCCAAAAAAGGGGGUAGAUCACUGCCAGUUUUUAACUCUGUGAGUAGAUCACAGUGUCUUGGGAGUUGGCCACCCCUGGUGUAGAGAAAGUAGAUAGGGAGAAGUUUCUAUCCUAAUAUUAAAAUCCAAGGUUAACCAGUGAAGCUGAAUACAGGAAGAUUUGGCACAGGCAAAAUGAAGAACCGUAUUUUUCGCUCUAUAGGACACAGUUUUUCCCCUCCAAAAAUUAAGGGGAAAUGUGUGUGUGUCCUAUGGAGCGAAUGCAGGCUCCUUGGCUUCAGCGAUAGCAACGCGAAGGCUCCAAAACGCAGAGGGAGUGCUCCCUCCACGCUCCGGAGGCUUCGCGUUGCUUUCGCUGAAGCCUGGAGAGCGAGAAGGGGUGUGCACCGACCCCUCUCACUCUCCAGGCUUCAGGAAUAGCCGCCUGAAGCCUCCGGAGCGCAGCGGGAGCUCCUGCUGUGCUCCAGAGGCUUCAGGCUCCUUUUGCUGAAGCCAGGAGAGCAAGACUCUCCUGGCUUCAGCAGACAGGCAGAGGCAGAGCUGUGCAGCGCCCCCUUCAGCCAAGCAGGAGGAGAAAUGGAAGGGGCUCUGUUUCUCCUGCCGCUUCGCUGAAGGGGUGCUGAGCAAAGAGGGGGAGAAUUUUUUUUCUUGUUCUCCCCCUCUAAAAUAAGGUGCGUCCUAUGGUCGGGUGCAUCCUAUAGAGUGAAAAAUACAGUACUUCUGCACUCAGUACAUAGUUAAAAGUGCAAAAUGUGCUGCUGCAGGAUGUUGUGAUGGCCACCAGUUUGGAUGACUUUAAAAGAGGAUUAGACAAGUUUGUGGAGGUAAGGCUAUCAGUGGCUGCUAGCCAGGAUGGUGGUGGACUGCCUCUAAAUGCCAGCUGCUUGAGAACACAAGUGGAGAGCACUCCUGUGCUCAAGUCCUGCCUAUGGGCGUCGCUCAGACAUCCGGUUGGCCACUGCAAGAACCGAAUGCUGGACCAGAGUGGUCUUUGACCUCCUCCAUCAGGGUUCUCCUUGCAUUAUGGUGUAUUUCUGGCCCCUGUAACCCAACUCAGUUUCUCCGUUAGGCUGCAAUUUGAUAUUCACUUACCUGACACAGAGCCCCCUUGAAAAUAAUGAGUCGUACAUAUAGGAUUGCACUGUUGAGGUCCUUUCAGAGUUAACAUUUCUUGCUUAAUACAUAAGCAGUUGCUACUCAUUUGUUGUGAAAGACCAAUAAAUUUUAAAGCAAGACAGUGUUUUGCUUGCCAGGACAUUGCAUUUUUCCAAGGGCAAUAUUUUUGUCACUGGGAAAUGAUGUUCUUCCUCCAGCCAACUCACACAACUGUGAAAUUCCAUAGAGUUAGAGAUAGAUAGGAUAGUGCCUAGCAAGACAUCACAAAUGAUGAACAAGACACUCCCCUACCAUGUCAUUUAAAGAGAUUUUUAAAAAGUAUUUCUUAGUACUCUUGGAUUAUGUGUUCUUCACAAAACGAAAAAUGGCAGAAUACCAACAAAGUUUUCCUAAUUCCUGCAGCAGUGCUCAUUAGGACUAUUUUCUCUUUAAAAACAUGGUUGUGUGUUCACCUUCUACAGCAGGCAUAGGCAAACUUGGCCCUCCCUGUUAGCCAGGGAUGAUGGGAGUUGUAGUCCCAAAACAUCUGGAGGGCUGACUUUGCCUAUGCCUGUUCUACAGCACUUUCUGCCAUUUUGUUUAAAAUUAAUAGUAGUGUAUUUCCCCCCUAGACUUUACAGGAAUGACAGGCUUUCAUACCUCACUGCUUAAGCUAGCUGUAUGAAGCAAAAUGUUAUGCUCAGAUAUGCCUACAUUUGCACAUUCAUAGCUGUAUGCAAAGAAAAUGCACCCAACCUCAUCCUCUAUUAUUCUCAAGGAAUGAAAUUAACCACGUGUUAACUCACAGUUAAAAACAGGUCCAGAUUGACAGUUAUGCCAAGCUUAAAAAAUGGGGACUGAAACUGAGUUCUCCGCUUUGGAAUAUAUUCCCAGACUAUGCCCAUUCUGUUUAUAUGAUUCGGCUCCUUUCAAAUUACCCAGUGUGACAGGAAUUUUAUGGUCUUAGAUAUAUGGUAAUGUUCAUAACCGCACAUACAUGGAUCAGCCAACCUGGAACCAUUUUGAUUCCUAAACUGACCAAAUGUUUUCUCUGCAAGGUCAAAAUGGAAAAGCCUCCCCAUUGUCUUUUCCUUCACAAAUCCUGUCUUAAGGGUAUGUCUGUGUUUGAAUAAGGGUGUGAGCCUGUGACCUGGCCCAGGAACUAUUUAUCACUACAAAAGACUGGCCAGGCUCCACAGGCAAUCCAAUCAAGUAACCUGCCAGACAGGAAAUAAACAAGGAUAAGAGAAAAACAAUAUUGAAAUUUCUGUCUUAGGUUACACCCCUUCUGUGAUGUAUGUAUAAUGGGAAUUUCAAAAGUCUUUAUAAGCCCUUGCACAGCAUUUUUGUGGGUCCUCCUCCUUUCCUGCGAGUGAGGGGAACACCCUAUUGCAACAGAUCAACAGAUCAAUAAAGAUCGAGCUUACUAGCUGCUUUGCUUCUCAAUAUUCUCUGGUUGGCCUCUGUUAUUUUCUCCUACCAAUAGGGAACCUAUGUAAGGACUCUAUAUGGGCUCUUGCAUACCCCAUAAGGGAAAAGGGCAUAUUUUUAUUUACAACACCAGUCUUAAACACAGUAGCUAUUUGGACAUCACAGGAUGACAGUAGUAACAGUUUCCAACUAGUCUAACUUUUAGAAUACCAAUAGUGCCUGGAAACUCUCAGCGCAAAUUACUAUCCUCUGUUUAUCUAAUCAAAAUUACAGGAGGCAUGGGUGAGCAGGAGGGGGGGGGGGAAUGCAAGUCACCCCAAACAAGUAAUUCACCCACUCACCUUACCGCUGGGAUUAUUUGAAUGAAAUGCAUAUUCAGUUAUAAUCUGUAGCCUGAAAAGUACAGUUGAUAACUGGAAAUUAUUAAAACAAGGCUGCAAUCCUAAACAUGUCUACUUGAAAGUUCAUGCAAUCAAAAUCAAUAGGGUUUACUUCUAAAAUAUGUUUGGGAUUGGAGCGUUAAUGUAAAAUAUACUAAUAUUUAUUUUACAGAAACCUAACACAUAGACCAAAUCUUGCCCUAGAAUCCCCUUUGUGUCUCCAUCUACCCCAAUCUUUAUUUCUCGGGCCACUGCUGAUCCCAACAAAGAAUGAAAUUUCAGUUUAUUACCUCUUGCAAGCAUAAAAGAGUGAUUAAAAUGUUUAAAGAACACUUGCAUAUACAACCUUUGAUUAUAUGCUUUUUCAGAACUACUUUUUUGUCCUAUUAAUUUCUACUAAGCUAUGAUUUUAAAUACAGUGGUAUCUCAGGUUACAUACGCUUCAGGUUACAGACUCCACUAACCCAGGAAUAGUACCUCGGGUUAAGAACUUUGCUUCAGGAUGAGAACAGAAAUUGUGCGGCGGCAGUGCAGCAGCAGCAGGAGGCCCCAUUAGCUAAAGUGGUGCUUCAGGUUAAGAACAGUUUCAAGUUAAGAAUGGACCUCCGGAAUGAAUUAAGUACUUAACCUGAGGUACCACUGUACCAAGAAGCAUUUCAGUGAAAACCCACCAUUUGCUUCUAAGGAGACUUGCAAGUACUCCUUCUUUUGCACACAUAGAUUGCUUAUCAGCCUUUGCCUCACAAAAUGUUGGGUGCCUUUCUAGGUCUUAUGACACACCCCAGAAAAACAUGAUUGCAGCUUCUUGUGCGCUCGGAGGUGGAGGCCUCCUAGUAUAUUGGCUUCUGUCUAGGCAGAGGAUGAAGACCCUAGAAAUGGGAGAUGGAUGGUGGGGCUCUGGAGAGAGACCACAUACUGAUGAAGAAGAUAAAGGAAUUAGACCCUUCAAAGUAACGACAUCAGAGGAAGAAAUCCAGGUACUAAUGAGAAGAGGGAAAUGGGGGGGGGGUGUUAUGUGUAAAAUUUAUGGUACAAACGCGUUUACCCUGGCUUUUGACACUUGAGAUGUAUAUUUUCAGGACCCAGCUUAUUUUUGUGAUUGUUUUCAACUGCUUUUAAUAUUGUGUUUUGAAUUUCUAACUGCCCUGUGAGAGCUGGAGAGUGUAUAAGUCUGCCAACUGAGUAGGAUUACACUAAGGAUUGAUCACAUUCCGGUUCUGUAGCUGCCUACCUUCUUUUCAGCCAAUCAUGUUAGUCAUGCUUUUUAGGUCAGAUGAGGGUGCUGGUAAAGCCCAAACUGGCCAGGCCAGUUUUCCUGUGUCAUUGGGAUACUAUGCUAGCCAUCAAGCUUUGUAUCACUGUGACUCUCCAGCUACUAAUUACUUGAACUGCAGGUGAUCCUGAGGUGGCCAUGCCAUGUUAUCUGAUUUUAGAAGGCUGCAGAGGAUUGUGGUUUAGCUGAAGCAGGGGGAGGCGGUCAGGUUUCAUCACCCUAGCAAUUCAAGCAUUACUGUGUUGGAGGAGGGCUGAGAAGACCUCUAUACAUUGCCCUAUACAUUGUUGAACUCCCCACUGGGGUAGAAAUCAUAUAUCAACUAGAUGGAAAGCUCUUUUGACUUGAGUAGGCUGAAAGCAAAGAGUAAGGUUACCAUAACUUCCGUCAUAGAGCUUCAGUAUGCUGAUGACAAUGUAGUAUGUGCACACUCAGAGGAUGACCUCCACUUUUCCUACCUAGGCAGUUAUCUUUCCACAAGGGCAGUUUUCUCCUGAUUGAAGUGCAGAGUGUUUGAGGACCGGGACAUUCGCAGGGAAACCAAAAUGCUUGUUUACAAAGCUAUUGUACUACCAACCUUACUGUGAAACACGGACCACUUAUAAAUGCCAUCUCCAACUCCUCAAAAAAUUCCAUCUACGAUGUCUCUGAAAAUUUUUGCAUAUCACUUGGGAAGACAGGUAAACUAAUGCCAGUGUACUGGAAGAAGCAAAGAUCACUAGUGUUGAAGCAAUGAUUCUUCAACGUCAACUUCAUUGGAGUGGUCAUUAUAAAAAUAAUAAUAAUAAUUUAUUAUUUGUACCCUGCCCAUCUGGCUGGGUUUCCCCAGCCACUCUGGGCAGCUUCCAACAAAGAUUAAAAAUACAUUAAAAUGUUGUUUGGAUGCCUGAGUAUUGUCUUCCAAAGCAACUACUCUAUUCCAAACUUAAAAAUGGAAAGCAUAAUGCUGGUGGCCAACAAAAGAGGUUUAAAGACUAUCUCAAGACAAAUCUAAAAAUCUAAAAAAAUGUAGUAUAAACACUGACAACUGGGAAACACUGACCUGCAAGUGCUCCAAUUGGAGAACAGGCUUUACCAAAGGUGUCAUGGACUUUGAAGAUGCUCAAACUAAGGAUGAAAGGGAGAAAUAUGCUAAGAGGAAGGAAUGUUUGGCAAACCCUCACUGUGAUCAGCUCCUGCCUAGAAUCCCAUGUCCCCACUGUGGAAGGACGUGUGGAUCCAGAAUUGGCCUCCACAGUCACCUACGGACACACUGUUAAGACCAUGUUCAUGGAAGACAAUAUUACACUGCUAUGAGUAAUCGCCAAAGAGAAGAAGAAGAGAGGGAAGACCUCAACUAAUAAAUUGUCACCUGGUAGCUUAUACUGUAUUGGCAAUAUGCUAUCAUUGACAUGUUCACAGCAGCUUCAAAAAUUGCAACAGCCCCUUUUCUGUAAGGGACUUGAAAAUCUUUCAAGAUGUUAAGAUAUGUUUCGAGGGUCACAUUUUCUAAAUAGGAACAAAAUUAAUUAUGCUGUCUAGCAACAGGAAAGCUCUCCUGAGUUUUGACUGUUUCAGAAUCUUUUACCCAGUAUUUGGCAUGCAUUUUAGGACAUGGAACACUCUCUAUACUUCCCAUUCCCCAAUCAUACAAAAGAAAUAAUUCUUCCUAAAUGAAAUGAAAGCCUCUCUCGUCUGUGUUUAAAAAAAACUAUUCUAGUUUGAGGCCUUCAGUCCAAGUCUUUAUCCAGCCAGAAACCCAUACGAACAACACUGUUUUGCGUAAUAUUCCUUAGGGCCAUAUAGAAAGUGCAAUCUUUGUGCACCCCUAAUAUAUAGUGGAAAGCCUUUGAUCCUCUAAGAACUAUUCAUGGAGGUUAGGAUGCCUCACUUUUGAAAGUAUUCUUUAUGGGGACUCUCUCUCUCUCUUCUCUGUAGGAUUUGUACCAGCGUCUCGAUCAGACCCGCUACACACCACCACUGGAAGGGGCUGCCUUCAACUAUGGUUUCAACUCCAACUAUCUGCAGAGAGUGGUCUCCUACUGGAGAACCCAGUUUGACUGGCAAAAACAAGUUAAAAUCCUCAACCAGUACCCACAUUAUAAGACAACCAUUGAAGGUGAAUUCUUUCCCCAUUGAACUACACAUAAAUAUAUACCUGUAAUGGGGUGAAUCCUUUCAAUCCAACCCCAACCCCCCAACCCUAUUUUCCACAGUGAGCUUUCUCUGCUGCAACUAGCACUUUAAAAAACUAGCACUUGUCUGUUGGAUUUCUGGCAGGAAUUGAAGUUCAUUUCAUCCAUGUGAAACCAUCUCACACCCCGAAAGGUCAGAGUGCCAGGCCGUUGCUGAUGGUGCAUGGAUGGCCUGGCUCCUUCUAUGAAUUCUAUAAAAUCAUCCCACUGCUUACGGACCCUGCUGGUCAUGGACUGAGUGGCGAAAAUGUGGUGUUUGAGAUCAUCUGUCCAUCCAUCCCGGGUUAUGCUUUCUCAGAGGCCCCUCACAAACAGGGUAAGAGGCAGAUAAACCAAAAAGGGUCUUCCAGGGCACUGCUUUUAAUUAAAAGCUGUGGUAGAUGUCUUUUAAUGAUACUUUUUCUCCCCACUGACAGGCUUUGAUUCAUUGGCUGCUGCUCGAAUCUUUCACAAGCUAAUGCAGAGACUCGGCUUCCAGGAAUAUUAUCUACAGGGUGGAGACUGGGGUUCCAAGAUCACCACAAACAUAGCCCAGAUGGUGCCACAGUAAGUGGUGGAGGUCCUUCUCUCUAUUACAUGUGGUGGUGUAGUGGUUAAGAGCGGUAGUCACGUAAUCGGGGGAACCGGGUUUGCGUCUCCGCUCCUCCACAUGCAGCUGCUGGGUGACCUUGGGCCAGUCACACUUCUUUGAAGUCUCUCAGCCCCACUCACCUCACAGAGUGUUUGUUGUGGGGGAGGAAGGGAAAGGAGAUUGUUAGCCGCUUUGAGACUCCUGAAGGGGAGUGAAAGGCGGGAUAUCAAAUCCAAACUCUUCUUCUUCUACAUAUUCCUCAUCAUUCAACAUAAAUUAGUGGCUGUGCAUAUCUAUACAUUAUAAAGGUAAAGGUAAAGUGGGUGGUGCUGUAGUAUAAAUCACUGAGCCCCUUGGCCUUGCUGGUCAGAAGGUGGUUCGAAUCCAUGCGACAGGGUGAGCUCCUGUUCUCUGUCCCAGCUCCUGCCAACCAACAGUUCAAAAGCAUGCCAAUGCAAGUAGAUAAAUAGGUACCGCUGCAGCGGGAAGUUAAACUGCAUUUCCGUGCGCCCUGGUUUCCGUCCCAUUGCACCAGAAGCGGUUAAUUCAUGCUGGCCACAUGACCCGGAAAGCUGUCUGUGGACAAACGCUGGCUCCCUCGGCCUGAAAGCGAGAUGAGCACUGCAACCCUAUAGUCACCUUUGACUGUAUUUAACCGUCCAGGGGUCCUUUACUUUUACCUUAAAGGUAAAGGUAAAGGGACCCCUGACCAUUAGGUCCAGUCGUGACCGACUCUGGGGUUGCGGCGCUCGUCUCGCUUUAUUGGCCAAGGGAACCGGCAUACAGCUUCUGGGUCAUGUGGCCAGCAUGACUAAGUCGCUUUUGGCGAACCAGAGCAACACACGGAAACGCUGUUUACCUUCCCGCCGGAGUGGUACCUGUUUAUCUACUUGCACUUUGACGUGAUUUCGAACUGCUAGGUUGGCAGGAGCAGGGACCGAGCAACGGGAGCUCAUCCCUUCGCGGGGAUUUGAACCGCCAACCUUCUGAUUGGCAAGUCCUAGGCUCUGUGAUUUAACCCACAGUGCCACCCGCAUCCCGUAUUUUACCUUCAUUUACGUUAUAAAGCAGGGGGUUAUCUAGGCAUAAUCUUUCUUCAUGCAACUUGGUUGCAGGGGUAGCAAGGGUUGUUGUUUGCAAGGAUGGAUGUCGGAGAAUAUAAUGAGCAUUUGUUGUCAAAGUAAGACUCAUGGAAGUAAUUGAGAACAGAAACAUAGGUUUUGGAUUACAUCUGCAUGAGGAAUCAAUUUCUGCCCUGAAGAAAAUCCAGAUUUUGCUCCUAAGUGAACUUAUGGCAAGCAACUGAGAAAUGCCAGCUUGCACAAGAACCACUAUUAAAAGCAGUAUUAAAUAACAGCAAUAUAUCCCUGCCUGUGUAUACAAGGGAUGAUUAUAUCUCUUCCCUGGAUGUCACUUCUCCCAAGUAUUUUCUCAUUGUUCUUCCAUAUUUGCUGGUUCUGACUCUAAUGCUAGCCAAAGCACAUUUACUAGAAAGUUCAGGAAAACUCUCCAUGCCUUCUUUUCAGAUCUGUAAAAGGGCUUCAUCUGAACAUGGUUUUCACCAGUAACAUUAGCUUGGUUGGUUUACUACUGGGAGCCUACGUACCAUGGCUGGUGGGCCUCACCAGGGAAGACGCACGUCGUUUAUUCCCAUACUUUGAGAAGCACGUGUAUGAAAUUUUGCGAGAAUCUGGUUACUUACACAUCCAGGCCACCAAGCCUGACACAGCAGGUUUGUUGAUCAUCCUGUGUUUUGUGAUGCCCCCACUGAAAAAGAGGCAUUUUAGUCUCCCCAAUACAGAAUGAAAUUAUACUAGCUAAGGCACAUAGGAAUAACUGCAAUAAAUUAUAGAGAUUUGGAUUAAUCAGGCUUCAUUAAUUAUAACUUUCUAUUGCAAAAGGGACUGCAAAGAGACUGAAGGAUGCCAACAAUUGCAGAAGCAAAUGAGAAAGGGCAAAGUAAUACAGUAGGAUUACAAUUUAUGUGCAUUUAACCUGCAUGAUCACAGCUGUACGUGCUUGGUAGCCGGCCAGCUGAUAUUGCACAAAUUAAACACACACAAGGCAGAGAGCUCAAAAGCUCUUUCCAUGCCAGGUUUUCCCAGCACAAAAAUAGCUUUUAAGCUCUCUGUCUUGCUUACCGGGCUCUGGGAAGGUCUCACACUUGCUUUGGCAGGUAAAAUUCCAAGGUGUUGUUUCGGCUAUACGUGAUUUCAUAUUUAUGCCCCUCCCCGGAAUGUAACACCUACACGAGACUACUGUACACACACACACAGAUCUCUGUCCCCCACUUUUACAGACAGCAAAAAUAACUCUGCAAGUAAACGAGAUUCACACAAUAAGCUCCCCUGGUAAUGGGCUUACAUGGAGGGAGGAGAGCAAACUGCCAAGGUACCAUAGGUGAAAGUCAGCAGCAACCCCUGUGCUCACACUGGCCACUUUUCUAGCCAAAUGCUUUUUUUCUCCAGCCAGGUUAACUAGAUCCUUGGAAGAACCAGGCCCUUUCAGUUAAGACAUCCAGAAUGAUGUGGCAUUAAGUUGGUUGCAAUCCAAAGCCCUAGUUCUCACUUUGAUCUCUGAGCAAGUCCCAUGCAGGGCCCAGUUCCUAGCCAGAGGUGGUGCAAGUGUCUGAUGUAAACGGUAAUAUGCCGUUUCCCUGAUCUAGGCUGUGGAUUGAAUGAUUCUCCUGUGGGACUUGCUGCAUACAUCCUGGAGAAAUUUUCCACCUGGACAGACAAAUCAUUCCGGAACAUGGACAAUGGAGGUCUGGAAAGGUCUGUACCACAAGUGUAAUGGGGUGAGGAUCCUUUUUAGGAAGGGGGAGGGGAGUUCUCAUCUCAAACAGCCAAUAAAAUUGGUGUUGUUUUUUUUUAACCUAUUACUGCUUUUCUCAGUAUACUCUUAACACACCCCAAAGGUAGCAUGUUAUUAGCUCACUUUCUAUUUUGUAUUAGUAGACCAAAUUGCAGUCAAGUACCAAAGGUAUGAUGGUAAAACUAUGAUAAUGCUUUAAACUCCUCUGUUUAGGAAAUACUCUCUUGAUGACCUUUUGACCAAUAUAAUGAUUUACUGGGUCACUUCCUCCAUUGUACCAUCAAUGCGCUUUUACAAGGAGAAUCUUUCCCAGAUGCCCCAGAAUGCUCCUGACAGCAGGUAAGAGGUACCAGAAGCUGUUUUAAGAGAAGUCAUUGCACUGCAAAGAUGCUGUGCUUUCUGUCUUAAGGCAUUUUUAUAGCUGUUAUGGUGGUAGUAGCAAUAGCUGGUUACAUAACAGAAGCACAAUAUUCCUGUUUCAUCACAUCCAGAAGUAUUUUCUCCAAAACAACAAAUUUGUUUUUGAAAGCAAGUUUUGAAAUCUUACAUGCUUUGAUUCAAAGGAAAUAAACAAAGCCCCAACUAGCAUUAUGGAAUUCUUUGGCCAUGCCUAAAGAUCAGGUAAUUGUUCUCCAAGUUUUAAGUUGAUUCACUGAGAAGAAAGUCCAUGAUGGCUUCUUUCCCAAUUACCAAAACUAUCACAGGGUCCAUUGUUGCUAUAAAGCUGGAAUGAAAGCUUCAAACCCAACUCUCUUGCAACCCAUCUGCAAGAAGAGAACCAUUUAGCCCUCAUGGUUGCCAAUAUAUUAUUAGUUGUUGUUGUUUAGUCGUGUCCGACUCUUCGUGACCCCGUGGACCAGAGCACGCCAGGCACUCCUGUCUUCCACUGCCUCCCGCAGUUUGUUCAGACUCAUGUUUGUGGCUUCGAGAACACUGUCCAACCAUCUCGUCCUCUGUCGUCCCCUUCUCCUUGUGCCCUCAAUCUUUCCCAACAUCAGGGUCUUUUCCAGGGAGUCUUCUCUUCUUAUGAGGUGGCCAAAGUAUUGAAGCCUCAGCUUCAGGAUCUGUCCUUCCAGUGAGCACUCAGGGCUGAUUUCCUUAAGAAUGGAUACGUUUGACCUUCUUGCAGUCUAUGGGACUCUCAAGAGUCUCCUCCAGCACCAUAAUUCAAGAGCAUCAAUUCUUCGGCGAUUAGUAUUCACUAGUAAAGUUAUAUUAUUUCUCCUAUAAGAGCUCAGGGCAGCUUACAAUUAAAACAUUUGAGUGCAUCUCUAGAUACAACUCCCGUAAUGCAGCAGACAAGACACUAUUGGAAUCCAGUUCACAUUUAUGCCCCCAAAGUCUGAGCCUUCAGUGCACUCCUGAAAAUUAUCCACUUUGGUGACAGACAUUCUGAAAUGGGGUACCACCAAGGAGAAGGCCCUAUCUCUUAUCAUUACACAGCAAAGGGACCUUGAGCAUGGCCUCCCUCAAAGAUCUCAUAGCAGGAUUCAACAGGUACUUAAACCCCAUACCAUAUAGACCACAUUGUGGAACGCUUCCACAUCCAGUUAUGUGGUUAUUAGAACAAGAGUUAUAAAGGCAGGUUGUCCCAGUCCAGGAACGGCUAUAACUAGCGAACCAGCCAUAGUUUAGUUUGCAUACAUGGUAAAAAAUUGAAGACAAAGGAUACAAUAUGUAUUAAUGGGUGAGCUAUGGAAGAGCAUGUGAGGUUUACCAAGAUAAAGUGUUUUGCAGUUCCUAUGUUAUCUAGUAAGCUCUUGAGAAGUUAUGGUAUCUUCUGCUACAGGGUUGAAGUCUAUGUUCCUACUGGUAUUGCUGCCUUCCCUGGUGAACUUACUCAUAUCCCACGUUCCUGGGCAAAGAAGUUGUUUAAGAACAUUGUCACCUAUUCCUACAUGCCACGGGGCGGACAUUUUGCUGCCUUCGAGGAACCGGCACUUUUAGCUCAAGACUUCAGGCAGUUUGUGAAGAAGGUGGAACACCUGUAAGUUAAUAUUAAAUGGCACAAGCAUUGCAGAGAGCUCUAUGAACCAAAAGUUGGAAGCUUUCCAACAACUAAACAGUACUUAAAGCAUGUAUUUACUCCUUAGGUUUUGGGUAGGCAAGUAUUUUUCUAUGAGGCUAGCUGUGGAAGCCAUACAAAGUAGUGUGAAAAAAGGGAAAAGACACUGUUUACAUUAAAGCAACUUGUUUUUAAAGCCAAAGUAGUAGCGUUCUUGUCUUAUUAUGAUUUUACAAGAUUUGUUACAAGACAGAUUCCUUUUACAUUUCAUUUCACCUUCACAAAAAUCAAACAGAAACAUUUCCCAGGGGUGAGGAACCUCCUCAUCUGGCAAGCAGCCUCUCCUCUUUCAGUCCUGCCUCACCCAGGAUUAUGCUUUGUGCAAUUAUGCUUUAGAAAAUAGGCUUUAGCUGCUUCAAUGGAAGCAAACUGCCAUGCAAGGAUGACAAUUUUUGGUAGAAAGUUACCGCUGGGAAGGAGCUCCCCUCUUGUGAAAAACAGCUUGCACUGGUGCCAGUAUAAGCCUAACUGCUGUGCAGGGGGAAAGGUGGCGUGAGAGAGAGAGAGAGGCGAAUGGAAUGAGGGUGUGUAUUAGUGGCUAUGAACCUCACCCACUACUGCCUUGUAGUCCCCCAACAGAUUUUCCUCAAGGAAAUAUGGCAAGUGGGAAGAAACAGUUCCUCAACCUUUUUAACACAGCGUUCUGCAUUGUAAGAUUAUAGUGGAUUACCACUGAGUUUGCAUGUAGGGGCUAUAAAGUUAGGAUUAGGAACACUGUCAAGGGCUGGGCUCCACUAUAUAGGCAGCCUUUUAGAAGGCAAGGCAACUUUCCUCAUAAUCCAUGCUAUUUUCUCUGAAAAAAGUGUUGUUGUUUUAAAAAAAUACAUUCAGUAGCUAUAAUAUUUUGUUCUACAGUAACCGAUGCAGCUUCUUUUGUGCUUCUGUUAUCCUUCAACAGGCAUUUUUUAAAAGCAGGAUGUUUGUUUAGCCUCUCCCAGAACAAUUAGAACACAAUACAAAAAUGUCCCAAAGGUCAAAAAAUCCAUAAUGCUGGAGACUAGAGAAACUCUCCCUUAAAGUUUGCAACUUUUCUGGCCCAGAACAGGCAAGCAGCUUUGUAAAUAAAUAAUAGUUUAAAUGGAGCUCAAGUGCCUUUGGCCCAAGAAGUAACAUCUGUUCUUAGAUCUCCCAUAGGUCUCAACUUUAACCUGAAAACUUCCAAGCAGAACAAAAUCCUUAUUACUCCUGCUUCCCAUCCCAAAAAUCUUUCCUUAGGGAACUGAGGAAAACCUAUUACAUCCAAUUAUCCUUACAUCUGUCAUGAGCUUCUUUUGAUAAAUGUUACUCCCACCUAAACACAUAGGGAUCUAUCCUCAGGAAAGCCACACUUCUUGAACUAACUAACCUCUUCCCUCACUUCAGUGUAAAGCGUUCAGACCCUUCAUAGUGGGUAUGUUCACAUUAAGUAAAAUGUUGCCCAUUGGUUGGAACAAGAUGCUACUUCCUUUAAUGCUUGCCCAACAGUGGUUGUCCCAACCCCCCAGCCCUACCCUGCAAUUUACCUUCAUUGAUGAAGAAAAUCAGUGCCAUGGUACACUGUGGCAAAUGAGUAGAGAACCUGCCUUGUCAUCUGCUUUUACAUCAUCAGUACCAACUUUAUUCCCUGUAGAUGCUUUGGAUAACAGUUCACAUCAUCCUUUACCACUGGGUAUGCAGGCUGAGGCUGAUGGGAGGACACCAGGUAUGGGAAGGCAAAACUAUAGCUUCACUUUGAUCAAAGCAAUUAAAGAUGAGCAAAACAUCUUGUGCAGCUUUAUAGAAGCUGAUAUUACAGCAAAGAUUGUACUUCAGAGCCUUUUCCAAAAAGAUCACAUUAACAAUGUUAGCUUCUAGUUUUGACUAACGGAGACAAACACAGGAGGAGGCUUAAUCAGAGUACUCAUGUACGCAAACUGUUAGGAAAGCAAAAUGAACUUUUCAAUAUGAGAGAUAACAUUUGUACCCUACUCUUCAGCCAAAAAGGCUUCCAUUAUUUUACAUUCCACAAUUUAGAAAGUGUUUUCACCCCAAUUUGUAAUUUUUCAGACAAAUCAUUGUUCACAAGCAGCCUUCCCUAGUGCCCCCCACGUGCCCUGUAACUCUCAGGACCUGAAGCCAGCAUUAUCAAUGGUCAGGGAUGGUGGGAGUUGUAGUUCAAAGCACCUGCGUAGCACCAGAUAAAUAUUUCUAAACCAACUUUUCCCACUCUAAUAAUCCUCUGGGGAUGCAAACUUUAAAAGUGAUUAGGCCUCCAGUGUUGAGGGGAUUUGUGCUGCUCUUAAUUAUGGCCACAACCCUUACAAUAGCUCCUUAGACAGUAACAUUUAUUACUCAGGAAAAAGCAGAAAGUUAUAUGGCUUUUACCAGAUUCUUGACCAAUCACAGAAACCAAAGCAAUGCAUGAACAUUGUAGUUAUCUACCUGUAAACAUUGUUCAUAAUAUAUUAUGCAGGAAGUUCCCCCGCUGGUAUAACUAUUUCAAGUAUCAUGUAAUAGGUUUCGUAGGCCUUAAAGCAAUCUCUUUUCCCUUUUGAAUCAAUUCCCCAAAGGCCCUUCCUAUAUUCCUGGGUGGAUCUGCUUCUAAGCUCCAUCAUUUUGAAAGGAAGUUAACUCUGGAGAAUAUGAUAGUGCUCAUCUGCUCAUCACAGAUUUCUAAAGGGUCUGGCAAAAAGGUUCAAAUUAGGGGAACUUGUGGCUGCAGCUGAUCAGAUUUAUUACAAAGCAAUACGGAGACAGGAAGUUAAGCAUUCUCUCUUAAAAACGUUGUCAAGAGUAACGAAAGCCCUUCACUGUCACUGGAGCUUGAAACCAUAUGUAAUCAUCCAAGUUAAAGUUCAUCUCCUGAUUGGCAGAAAGGGCUGUAUUCUUGCUGUGACUGCACGAUAAGCUGACCGUCAACUUCCUCCCUCGGGCUGGGACUUUGUAGUUUAGUUUCGGUCUGAACCAGUUAACGCCACAGUUGCGGUGCCCUUGAACCAUAACAACAACACCCAUAGUGGGAACGGCUUGAAGCUCGCUGAAUACAUCUGCCAGGAAGAGCGAACGGAAAAGCUUGCGAAUGCAGGCUCCUGUCUGCAGACUCUCAUCAGCACUGCUCAUGGAGAUACCUUGCAGAUUGAUCUCAUAGAGUUCUUUGGGACUGACAGCAGUGCCCCCAAGCAGAAUAAGAACUCGUGGGACCAAUGUCAAACUGAACAUGUUUUCUAAGUGCUGAAACAUUCCUUCAAGUUCACUCAGUACUUGCUGACACCUCUUGUUGUUGCUGUCUUGAUCUUUUGGAUUGAUUUUUUUAACCACAUCUUCAUCCUGUGAGAUUAAGGUAGUUGAAAAGAUGUCAAUAUUUUAGGGGGAAAGAUGACAAUAUUUAAUCUCGAAUAUAGUUAUUUCACACAUUAUCUCAAAGUCCAGGCAUAUAAUUGAUAACAUAUAGAACAAACCAGAAAGUGUCAUAAUCAUAACAAACCAAAAUCACUACUUAAAUUAAAUAAGCCAGUUACUAAUAAGGUGGUUUGUCUUCAGUGACCACUUUUCUCUUAACUGCUGCACAGCACCAAUUAAAUUAUGGAAAUUCAUUCCCCCAAUAAAUACAAAGACUUAUUAUUUCUGUAGUGCCAUUUCACCCAAAGUUUCUCUCACACCAUAAAAUCUGCAUCGGAAUAUGAUCAGGUUUGCGAACAGUAUGUCUGUCCUUCGGAAGGUGUCAAAACAAGUAUAAAAGCAGGUGUUCCCAGUUUCAUACUAAACCAACAAACAUACAACAGGCAAGUUCCAUAGAAGAUGCAGCCUUGGCUAGGAAGAUAUAAUGCAGGAGUUCAAAACGCUGCUUUAGAAAAUUAGAAAAUGUGAGGUUUUGUCUGCUUAGUAUGUUUCAUACAAUGAAUAAUAUCCCUAUUAAUGCAAGAGCCAUUCCAAGUUCAGUCGUCGUAUUAAAGGAGCUCUGGUAGGGGGCCAAAAGUACAAAUCUGAAGAACGACUGCCAGUCAAUCAGAUCUCUAAGCUCUGGAAGAUGCCAAAAAGGUGUAGCUGGUGAGUACCUUAACGUACGAAGCUAGCCAGGGGUUAGCCAUAUUGUAAGUCAUUUCUAUAAUAGCUAAAUUUGCUGUUAUUAAUAUUAGCAGAUUAGGGACAACUAUUAGAAUACUACAACUACCUAUAUGCUAGGAAGUAUCAUGUGUGCAUAGUAAGCUCAUGGCCAUUAAUUAUAAGCAGUGAAUCUUUAUUUUAGGAUUUAUCUCUUUGCCAGGAGCUAGUCAUAAUGGUGUAUUAUACCAUGUUCACUACAGACCAGCUCACCACAUCAUUUGUUAUUAUUUUAUUUAUGAAUCUCUUCCCGUGAGUCAUCUAUCUAGAUGUGAUUUACAAUGAAGUAACGUAUAUAAAACUGUUGCAUAUAUAAAAAGUUUAAAAGCAACUUUUAAACUUUUUUUAUAUUUAUAGUUUUUUAAACAGCAACACAUAUAUAUAUAUAUAACAUCAAUUCAGGUCCUGGGUAGAUACCAACUGGGAUAAAGAUUUUAGAGGACUUGUUAAAAGAAGAACUUCUUAAGCAGGCACUGAUACACCAAUGGAGAAAGCUGCUGCCUGAUAUGCAGUGGGAGGGAGUUUCAAAGGGCAGAUGCUGCCACACUGAAGACACCAUUCCAACAUGGUGUGUCACAGACCACCUGGUAGAAUGGUACCUGUAGGAUGCACACUCCAAUAACAGCACCUUGGAGCAAGCUCUGUAGCCAUUUGGCAGCCAGUGGAAUUCCUUCAGCAGAGGCAUAAUACAAUGGUCAUAUUCUGCUGUUCUGCCCUAAUAAGUAGUCCAACUGCCACGUUUUGCACUUGCUGCAGCUUCUGGAUCAGCCUCAAGGGCAGCCCCACUUAGUGCACUGCAGUAAACCAAGCUGGAGUUACCAGUGUAUGAUUAACUGGUCAGGCUAACCUGAUGCAGGAAGUGCCACAGCUGUCUUACCAAUUGAAGCUGAUAAAAGGCUGCCCUAGCCACUGAGGUUACCUGGACCACUAGUAGCAGAAGUGGGUCCAGGAGUACCUCCAGAUUGUGAACCUGCUUCUUCAGGGGGAUUAUAACUCUAGCCACAGCAGACAAUUGACACCAUGGUAAUGAUUCCAAAGUGGUAAAGGCACAUUAUCAAAGUUUAUAAUAACGAAACAGUAGAAUCAUAGAAUUGGAAGGGACCACGAGAGUCAUCUGCUCCAACCCCCUGCAAUGCAAGAAUCUUUUGCCCAACGUGGGGCUGGAACGCACAACCCCAUGCUCUACCAACUGAGUUAUUCCCUCCUUCCAGUAAUACUGCAUUUUCCAGCACAUGAUUGUUGCAGGUACAUAUGCCAAGAAGUAGGAACUGUUUGUGGGUCCCUGUGAUGUACACAGCAACAGUAGCACCCAUUACUUCAGAACUCCUGAUUAAUCCAGUCCUAAGAACAAUUAUUAUUAGUAAUUAAAGCUAUAUGAUUUAACCUUCAAAAUUAAAUGAAGAAUCCAACCACGUGCGUCCAUCCCCCAUAUAAUCAGUGAGGUAGGCUACUCCACCCUACAGAACCUCAAAGCAUAAGUAAAUUUUCACCCAAUGCAUCAGAGUUAGCCUGUGAUGAUCUUAGUCACCCUGUUAGACUCAUAAUUGGGAGUUUAAUGGGGUCUGAUUGCUCCCAUUUUUAAAAUCCCUUUUAAAAUGCACAAGUUGUUAUCACCAUGCAGAGGCUGCCCCCAAAUACUUGCCAUAACCAUAUGAAACCACCGAAGAUAAACUGCAGCUGAAUCUAGAGCGACCUCCAGAACACAGGAAAUACUUUUAACCAAGUCUAAACCACCCAGAGGUAAAGCAAAGAUCCCAAUUUGUAUUUGUGGUUGCAAGCAUGAGGAAAAGGAAGUUGAAUACAUCCGCACUUGUGGCUUAAUAGCCUACCCCCCAUCAAAAAACCCACAUUCUUUCGUCUCUGAAAACAUGUGGAAAACCGCGCGAGAGAGAGACCUUUUUUGCCACACAAGUGAACAUCCUGGAGCCAGUGUCUGUUUGAUGCUCCUAAAGCGAAAGCGAAAAACUCAGCCAGCGCUUCCCCGGGUGCACAGCGUGUAUUGCGAGGAUGCGAUCCCGUGUAUGCGCGAACAGCCUCAACUCACCUGGCCGGGGGAUUUCGGAAGCUGCCUCCGGGAGAAGCAGGCGAGCUGCUCGUAAGGCAAAGGCAGCUGCUGCCUCUGGUACAAGACGUGCUUCAUGAACUCGGAGGUGAAACGGAAGCAGCCCUCGCGGGUCACGAAGCCGGGGAAAACCACAGACACCGAGGAGGCGGCGCCGGGAACCGAAGCCACGGGCGGCGCCGGCGCCACAGUCACGGCAACGGCGGGAGCGUCGCGCAGUUCCAAGCCGGAGUCGGCGACGCGAGGCAGGUCGGCUGCGCAGAAAGAGAGAGAAGGCGGAGCGGCCUCAUCACUCGGCCGCGGUGAUGCCGAAGGCCCAGAGACCCGCAAGGGAAGGGAAGGGGCCGCCGUCGAAGACCCAAAGCCCGGCCUUACCUUCUCGUUGCGUCGCUCCGGGCGCGGCCAUUUUCUGCUCUUCGACGUCGCUCUGGUUUGAAUGGCCGCCCUCCCGGAGCAUCAUGGGAACUUUUUAGGGACGUCAGUGGGCGGGGAAGGAGGUCGUGGCGCCAGUAGGCGCGCCGCUCUUCAACCCAAAGGAAAGGUCGCCUUUUAACUCAAGGCUGGCCCGAGACGUUUUACUGUUUGAGGGGAAUGCCGCUUCCUUCCCCCAUUCAAACCAAGUCAAGUUAUAUAUAUUAUCAAAAUAUGUUGCACCAGAGACAGAAAAUCAAUAAACUCUGUUU